Molecule: messenger RNA, 1802 nt
Organism: Drosophila bipectinata
Lineage: Eukaryota; Metazoa; Arthropoda; Insecta; Diptera; Drosophilidae
Molecular function (GO): RNA polymerase II cis-regulatory region sequence-specific DNA binding; DNA-binding transcription factor activity, RNA polymerase II-specific
Source: RefSeq, a predicted model, not a curated record
CGUGUAUUCAGCUGAUCUGGACAUAAACAAACUUUGGGGAUUUUGUAUUCAGUUCCUUUUCACUAAAAAUGGAGACUUGCGGACUUAUUUAUGUUAGUAACGACUACGAUAAAUUCCUAAUGCGAUGUUCCUUCUGCCCCAAGGACGUGGAGAUGGCCCAGUGGCAGCAGUUUGUACUCCACUUUAGGAACAUGCACACACCCCAGGAGAAGGGACAAUAUGAUGAAACCUUCAACAAUGAUAUGGGUUUUGCAGAGAAAUGCGCUGUUGAAGAAGCUAAAGAAGAAAAUAAUCAUUCGGCAAUGGAAGGUCAGAUUGAUGUAGAGCUGGAGAUCGAGACAGUUGAAUCUCUACUCAGCGAGGCUGAGGAGGAUGAUGUGACUGAUCAGGAAGCUGAGCUGGAACCAGGACAGGAGCAAGCGUCAGAAGAACAACCUGCAGAUGAUGUGAAUGUCCUAGCUACACCUAUAUACAAAUUCCAACCUUCCUUUUUUCGAAGAGACCCACGAACACCAAAGUUUAUUGAGAUCUAUAAGGCAUAUCCGUGCCUCUGGAAUCCGAGCCACAGCCAAUACAAAGAUCCCAGUGCUUGCCAGGAAGCUCUUAAACAGAUGGUCGUUGAACUGGAGGCAAAGGUUGCAGUCUUUCUUAACGAAAGAAGCCUUAGGGGAGCCAUUAAGAAGAUUCACCAACAAUAUAACACCGUCCACAAGCGAGUGCUUUUUGGCAACCAAAAACCGCAUUCAUUAGCAUUUAACAACUACACUCUAUGCAGCUUUCUUAAGGCCAUUAAGGAUUAUGACCCAUCUAAAACAAGGGAUAAAAUUCAGCUGGAUUUCUCGAGGAAGAAUAAGCUGACCACCGAGUUGAUAGAGCUGUAUGCCAAUUUUCCGCAACUCUACGAUCCCAUGCACAAGGAGUUCUCCAAUAUGCAUUCCCGCAAACAGGCCUAUGAAAGUUUGGCAGCGGAAAUUUCAAUACCCAAUACAGAUAUUAGCAGUGAUGACAUCUACCGUGCAAUCCAGAAUCUGCGACAAUGGUAUUACAAAAGCACCAAGCACGCAAUAAACGCUGGAAAGGGUGCCGAAAAGUUUUAUCAGGACGUGUGCCGUUUUAUGCCCCCAAAAAUGUUCAAGCAGCGUCUCGUCUGCGAGAUCUGUCAGCAAGUGACGUCCUCUGAUCACGUCCUCCAAUCGCACAUCUUUAAGGUCCACAACAUCGGUGACCUGCCAUUCAAAUGUACCUUGUGCGAGCGCAGUUUUAUAGGUCGCGGAGAACUGGCUAAUCAUACCCAGAGAGUUCACAUUGGCAAAACGCUUAAAUGUGACCAUUGCGAGCGGACUUUUGCGGUGAUCGCCGAUUUGGAGCUUCACAAUCGCACCCACACGGGGCAUAAGCCCUAUGUUUGUGAACAUUGUGGAAAAGCGUUUCGCCUUCGUUCUCAAAUGAAGCUCCACGUUACUGCAAUCCACACAAAGAUAAGAGCCUUCAAGUGCGACAUGUGCCCCAAGGACUUUGUGAAAAAGGUCGACUUAACAGACCACAUCAAGAGCCACCUCAACAUUCGCGACAAGAUCUGUAACGACUGUGGCAAGGGUUUCACGAGCUGUCAUUCCCUCAUCCGCCAUCGUCAGAUUCACUCCGAAGUGAAAAAGUUCGUGUGCAAACUCUGCGAGGCCAGGUUUUCUCAGUUUGUAGGAUUAAAUUCGCAUAUGAAGCGUACCCACAAUAUAGUUCGUAACCAUGGGCAAAAAGGUACCACAUCCCUUCCUGCAGAGAACUAAAUAAAUUGUAAUAAUAUA